CAACAACAACAACAAAUUCGCGUACCUAGCAAAUAAUACGAAAUAGACAAAAAAAUGUUGUCCUAAUGUGGCCAAGUGUCGCGUCUUCCGUUUCCAUGGCAACCAUAGAUUAGUAAAAAUGGCAGUGAAGUGUGGAUUGUUAUGGGGGUUGUGGAUUUGUAAAUAAUGGGUAUUUGAAGUGUCUUUUACGACGUUGUAAGAAAGCUGGAGUAUAAGGGUUAUAAAGAGAAUGGAGUUCGAAAGUCCAGAUGUAGAAAAGGAUUUUCCAGGUCUAUAUGCUUCAGAAUCUGGAAAGAAGAGCAACGAAAGUGAUUUCAGUGAUGAUGCCCAUGACCGGCCUUCUAAAAAGGACCUACUCAUUGGCAAACGUAAGGACAAAAAGGAUUCAAAGAAAGACAGAGGUUAUGCAGCUUUGGAAGGCGAGAGCUCUCCUGAAGAAGACCCAGAAAUGAAGAGUCCUUCAAAGUCAAAAAAAUCCAAAUCAUUCAAGUUUCCAAGCAAGAAAGAGAAAAGAGAAAAAUCAAGAGAAAAGGAUGCUAAAGAAAAGGAGAAAGAAGUUGAGAAGGAAAAGAAGAAAGAAAAGGAUGGAAAAGUUAAAUUAAAACUAAAAGAACGGAAGAAAUCAAAACAUAUGGAAGAUUCUACAGAAGUUGCAGAUGAACAGCCAGUCUUUGGUGUUCCAUUAGAACUUGCUGUUGAGAGAAGCCAUUGUCAUGAUGGUGUAUAUAUUCCUGUCAUCGUGCGUGAUUGUAUCGACUUUGUACAAGAACAUGGCUUGUACACGGAAGGUGUGUACAAAGUAUCAGGCAUCAAGUCCAAGGUGCAACAUCUUAGGCGACUGUACAAUCUCCGUGAAGCUGUUCAGUUGUCAGACUAUGAAUUACCGGUUGUCACAAGUCUUCUUAAACAAUAUCUCAGAGAACUGCCAGAGCCUAUUCUUACCUCAGAGCUUCUGGCAAGGUUUGAAGAGGCUGGAGCUGAAAAAGAAAUGGCAACAAGGGAAUCAGAACUUCAUAAUCUGUUAAUGCAGCUGCCAGCAUGCAACAGACAGCUUCUGGCAUGGAUUAUGCUACAUCUUGAGAACAUAACUGUACAUGAAAAAAACAAUAAGAUGAAUGCGCAAAGUAUAGCUAUCAUCUUAAGUCCAGUUAUCCAGAUGAGCCAUCGACUGCUCACGGCGUUCCUCUGCCAUUGCAACUUCCUCUUCCCAGAUGUGAAGCUGAACAAAUAUGAACCACCACUAACAGCAGGGAGUCCUCUCCCAGACACUCCAACUGGAAUAGCUGAUCAGCUUAGGAAGCAGGAGUCACUUCUCAACCAGAUCCAUAAGGAAAUGAAUGCCGGCUUUGUCUCAAAACGUAAGGAGGAGCAGCUGUGGGAGGUCCAGCGAAUCAUUACCCAGCUCAAGAGGAAGCUAAGAACAGUGCAACGAACACAGGAGAUGAGUCAGAAUCAAAAGAGUCUGGAGGAUGAAUGCAGCUGCAGACCAUAUGAUGACGAAUUCCACAUUGAUCUCACUUUGCAAAAAGCUUCUUCCUGUUCUGAAGAUGACACUGCAGUAGGUACAGUCAGCGCAGCAGAAGUUAAGCCAAUGGCAGAUGACUCAGCACACGAAGUGUUAAAGCCUCCAUCUCCAUCUUCAGCAGAGUUACAGCAGCAGGAACAACCCCAACCACAGCCAUCACAGCAGCAACAGGAAGUCCAACAGCAACCUGCGCCACCUCCGCCACCACCACCACCACCACCGCCGCCGCCACCACCGCCACCGCCACCGCCACUAGCACCAUUACAUGAUGGUGUGGAUAGCCCACAGGAUCCAACAGAGAAAAUUCCAAAACAACAGGUUCAACAGGAUCAACUCCAUUCCCCUAAAGCUCCUCCUGCCGGUGAUAUUGACACUGCUUCACCAAGCAAGAGUGAAGAUUCCAGUGAUGAUGCAGAUGUGACUGAGGUCUUAGAGCAGGCAUCUACAAGUGACAACCCUCUAGGACAAGAAGAAGAGUUGCAAGGACUCUUACAAGAAGAAAAACUUUUGCUGUUGGAGCAUCAGGAAUUGCUAAGCCUUCAGGCAGAUCUGCAAGGGAGAGUCCAAGAGGAACGGACUGAGAUAAAGAGGUUGAGAACAGAGCUGGCAACUGCAAGAUCCCAAUACAGUUACAGGGGAUUUGAUGAAAACAGUUCAGAAGGUAGCAGUUCACCAUCACACUCGGAAUGUAGUGAUGUGGAUGAUCCUUUGCUGGGCAUACGUAUUGCAGAACUGCAACGUGAUAAUCAGUUAUUGCAGGAAAAGAAAUCUACUCUUGUGCGUCGCAUCAUGGAGGAGCGAGAGGCAUGCCUGCACCUUCGUGUCCAACUCAGCUUGCUCCAUCUCUCACAAGAAUCUAAACAGUUAUGAGUUCGAUUCGUGUUCCAAAAGUGUCAACUUCUUAAAUUUUGUUAAUCUUUACUGUGUUUAAUGUUUUCAUCACUUACUUGGAAAUUGAUGUGUCAUGUAUCAUAUCUGUAGUCUCUGCCUAUAAUUUACUUUGAUAAUAUGUGUUAUUGAGAGAUACCAGUAGUCAGCAGUGUACAGAGUUAAAUAAGGGAUUUGUCUGGUAUUCAGAUAGAGGUGCCAUUCCCAUAUCUUAUCAUGUAAUACUUCAAAUCAAACACACAACUUAGUCAUGCAUGAUCAGAAAGUGGAUGUGAUACAAGGAAGAGUGAAGAACUUUGCAGAGAGAUAUAAAGUCUUCACCUGUGACGUUAGAGAACUGUUCAUAAUGUUAAAGUGUACACAGUGUAUUAAACGCUUCUGUUAAUAUAUUGUUGUUACUACUACUA
Cryptotermes secundus is the source of this 2820-nucleotide messenger RNA. RefSeq names its product ralA-binding protein 1 (gene Rlip). The record is from RefSeq and is a predicted model, not a curated record. NCBI's taxonomy places the organism in Eukaryota, Metazoa, Arthropoda, Insecta, Blattodea, Kalotermitidae. Gene Ontology annotation, molecular function: GTPase activator activity; small GTPase binding. The transcript is spliced from 12 exons. The coding region runs from base 230 to 2395 and encodes 721 amino acids. Gene Ontology annotation, biological process: small GTPase-mediated signal transduction.